This is a messenger RNA of Anisakis simplex (herring worm), 1782 nucleotides long. NCBI's taxonomy places the organism in Eukaryota, Metazoa, Nematoda, Chromadorea, Rhabditida, Anisakidae. The record is from the annotation of a GenBank genome assembly.
AUGGCUACGUCAACACCAGCAUCCACAUCUUCGUCGUCCACAUCUGCCAGCGAUCGACAAUGGGUUGUGGAUUUGGAGAAUUACGGAAUCGACGGAUCAUUCAAACUGAAACAUUUAUUGACGACAUGCUCGGAUCCAAUUGAAACAAUCAAAGAAUUUCAGGAGAAGAACGGUCUUAAGGUUCGUUGCAUUUUGUCCGAUUUCUGUGGACCAAUACCAAAUGUGUUAUUACAGUUACCCACCCUGAAAUCAGCAAUGAAACUGCUCGAUUUACAUAAUAUUCGUCGGACUGAAUUCCAUGAAAUGGUUGGUCUUUACAAUUUUAUGUAUUGUAACGUUAAGGUAAUCAGUGAUAUGAGUGAACGUCUUCUGUCCAAAUUGCGGUCAGUUGGUGCGAGUGGAACGAAAGAAGCAAUCGGUAAGCUGGAGCAACAACUCGAGAGGAGUUUCAAACUCUAUCGAGUCCCUAAAAUACGACCAAUUGUACUGGAAACUCUGAAGCAGUUACCAAAAGUACCCGAUCGAUAUCUGAAAGUGAUUGUGGCCGAUAAAGAAUUCUAUAAUAGUUGUGCGGUUUCGGUUCGACAACAGAUCUGGUUGAAAAACGAUACGUUGUAUUUGGAGGCAAUCUGCCCGGUGAUUGAUUCAUAUAUUGCGGCCAAAAACAAGAUUUUAUUGACUGUCGACCAAACUUCGCUGAACUUCUUCACUUUGGAAACAACAAAAGCCAGACGACAGUGGUCACAGGUUCAAGAAUUGAUCUCAAUAGUGGGCGAACGUGAGCAGCUUUAUGAGCGGUUGAUAGAUGUGAUUCGGGAACGCUUCUUGAAAACUGCAGAUGUAAAAUAUUGCUCAUUGCGUAUGGAAUUGGUGAUGGCGGCACAUGAUGCAAACGUUGAUACGAUUAUCAAAAUGGAUGUAUGUCACGAUUUUGCAUGGUGUCUUGAUGCGUGUGUUCGCGAUAAACACUUAGAUGCGCAACAGACCAGUAAAUUGAAAAAUAUACUGGAAUCAACAAAAAAGUUCACACCAGAGAUGAUCGCUGAUAUGGCGAUGGUGGCUGCGGAUGCACAUGUGGUACAUUUUUUAAGCUCAAUGUCAGUGAAGGUUUUAAAAGAUACGGCGUUGAAUUGCAGUGGACAUUUGCCACGAGAAGUGCUUUCACUCCAGCUUUUAUUAAGGCUUCUAACACUGGGUGCAUCAGCCCAUCAGAUUGUCAGUAGUAAAGAUGCGUCUUCAGCACAGUUAGUUGAUGCUCUCGUCUUCACGAAGUUUCUGUCAGCGAUGACUUCAUUGAUUGUUGAGGAUCUGGUUAGGGCAGAACUGGCUCGAGCACCUGCUUAUCGAGAACCAUGGGCACACAUAAUCACGCAUCGCAUAGUGCAAUCAACUCCUUUCGAGAAUCUGCUUGUGAACGAAGAGGCAGCGAUGUGUAUCAUUGAUGACUACAUGUUGAGUGGACUUGAGAUCGACAAAGGAAUGAAGUAUCAUUUGUUGAGGGUUAUCAACUUGCAUGGGACAACAAUCGGUGAACAGCGUGUUCGCUCGUUAAUGGAGAGGAUUGCGCCAGAUAAUAUAUUCGAACCGGGUGCCAUAGAAAAUGAAGAAGAUGUGAGACAGUUCACAGCUGAAUACGAGCGCAUCCAGGCGAAACUAACCGACAAAACUGUGGUUGCAACAGCCGAAGCGAUUGCGCCCACAUCCCCGAUCGCACCGGUUGUUACUCCGUUGCAAGCCAUCGCAGGUGCAGGCGAUUCAGUGGUUCAGUCGUCGAUUACAUGA